Molecule: messenger RNA, 9068 nt
Organism: Cyanistes caeruleus (blue tit)
Lineage: Eukaryota; Metazoa; Chordata; Aves; Passeriformes; Paridae
Source: RefSeq, a predicted model, not a curated record
AUAUUUACUUUUUAAUGUGUUUUGUAUGAAGGAGCAAUUUAAAAACUUUUAUAUACUUUGAUGACUAUUACAAUUGCAGGUUUUAUGUAGUUUAUGCUUUCAUAACAAAUCUGUAAAUUGUUUCUUGAGAUUUUUAGAACCGAACACUCUAGUUGUGUUUGCUGCUGUUGAAAACUUGUCUUUUCUGCUCCUGCCAUAGCAUUUUGCUGGGAAUAUCUGGAACUAAUGCAGUGUGGACACUUGGCUUCCUAGCUGCUAUUCCACUGAGUUUCACAUUUUAAAAACACAGACUCACCCUGUAAAAGCUGAAAUAUCAAAGUACUUUUAAAUAUAAAUACUUUAUAAAAAUAGGAAUUAGCACUGAUUCCUUCUUAUUCUAGCAAUGCUCCAGCCCUGUAUAAAUAAACAAUGAAAAAGUCUGAUGAUAUGAAUAUAGAUAAAAUAAAACUUGAAAAUUGCUUCUGAGGACACUAAGUUUGAACAAUCUCAUCACUGGAGAUUAAAAAUUCCAUCAUUUGGAUAAAUGAAAAUGGGUAAUGUCUACAUGGAAGUGAUGGGAAACAGAGUUGCUAUUACAAUACAGGUAAGCAAGGGAUUUUGCUAACUGGCCAUGUAUAAUUGCCUAUUUUAAUAGUCCACCCCUGAUUAUCUGUCUGGCUUGGAUAUGUUGUUGUGAAAUGACUUCCAAAAGACAUUGAUAGUCCAGACUUUUCAUGAAUUCACAUCAUGGCUCUUUGUCUGGUUUAGAAAAAUUUGUUUCCAGUGUCCAUUUCUACUGCAGAAGGAUUCAAUGCCUGGGCACCAAAACAGGAGGUGGUGGCUGCCUCCCUGAGCUGACACUGGUCUUACUCUGCCCCCAAAGUCUACACACUCAGUUCAUCCACAUGACCUGUUCAGUGCAUUAUUUUAUUUGGAAUUCUGUCACUGGAGGGGAAAAAAGUGCAUUUUAAAGAAUAAUUUUGAUGGCAUGCUGUGUAAUAGAACCAUUAUAUUUGUGUCUUCAGGAUGUUGACCUGAAAGCAUGUCAGGGAGCUUUAGGUGACUGCUGUCCACCUCAAGGAGAGGAUCAGUUGGAACUGCAAGAAGAAGAAGAGAAAGACAUAAAUCAAGUGAACUUACUGGAAGAUACACAAGUUGCUACUUCUAGUAAAGACCAAGACCCAUCAUCCUCAGACCACAAUAUAAAUUUGACCCAGACACUUCAGAACAGUUUUGGUCCUUCUGAUGCCAUGCUACUAGGAACAGACUACCCCACUCAAUUAAAUUCAAAACCAAGACACUUACAAAGGCAAGAGUUCUUUCCUCAAUCAAGCUCUGGUAUCACAAAUCCAGAAUCACUGUUUCAUGGGUCAAAUUUGACAGGGCUGUUUUCAGCUGCUGACAUUAGAAAUCUAACAGCCCAUGAUGAUAGUUUUGAUGAAAUUAAGCUCAUGUCUUUGGCUUUGGAGGAAGGCUUUAGUCCUAUAGAAGUUUCUCAGAUGUUUGAAGAGCCUGGCUCAGAUUUGGGACCAUCUUUGAAUUCAAAUCACUGCACCACCUCUUAUUCAAUCUGCUGUGAAGGUUCUGUUGGGUACAGCAGUGGUGUUAAAUCUGCUCCUUCACAUGGCUUAGGAGCUGUUGGUGGCCACUGCCAAGAAAACAUUAAGCACAGCCACGUGGAAUAUCCGGGUGAUACAGAGUGUUCUGCAGAAGCCACACUUCAGCAGUUUCUUCAAAAUCACACAUACAAUCAGGUGCCAAGUCAAACAGUAUCCACUCCACAGCAUCAUCAACAGAUGUGGAUGAAGAAAUCAAACGAAGUGAAAGAUGGGUACCACAAUUCUACUGCUACAAACCGGAGCAGAGAUGAAUGUCGUGCAAAAGCUCUGAGAAUACCAUUUUCAGUUGAUGAAAUUGUGAGCAUGUCUGUUGACUCUUUCAACGCCAUGCUAGCAAAGAACCAGCUAACAGAAACUCAGGUAUCACUUCUGCGUGACAUCAGACGAAGAGGAAAAAACAAAGUAGCUGCACAAAAAUGUCGUAAACGCAAACUGAAUGCAAUUCUUAACUUGGAAGAAGAUGUGUGUAACCUCCAAACACAAAAGGAGACCCUUAAAAAGGAGCACUCCCAGUGUAGCAAAUCUAUCAACCAGAUAAAGCAAAAAUUAAACUACUUGUACCAUGAAAUUUUCAGCAAACUGAGGGAUGACCAGGGUAGACCUGUUAACCCGUGCCAAUAUGUCAUUCAUUGCAGUAGCAGUGGUAGUGUUUUCAUAAUGCCCAAGCACUUGGCCAAAUCUGAACAGAAACAAGAUAACAGGAAAGAGCAGAAACAAAAGUAAAAUGACUGGACAUCACCUAAAUCACCUUUUUUUCACCUGAAAGGAUGAUAAGAAUACUUGAGUGAAGACUAAAGGUCAGUGAUUACAGCAGUUCAAACAGCAACAACUACACUUGAGGAGGAACACUGUGUUGAAGGGUCUGGCAAACCCAACCAGCUGUGAUCUAUUAGAAGAUCCAUGAGCUGAGGCCUCUAGAUGAGGAUAUCUGUUUAGUUUUAGUUAGAAUUAAAGGAACUAGACCAUCAGUGUAGUGUAGCUUUACAGACCUGUGUUAAAACUAGGAAUUUAGUUACUGGUAAUGGGGGCAGAGGGGAAGAACAUUAGUGAGGGAUAAAACUCAACUUUAGAUUGUUACACAUGCAAGAAAAAGUUUUAGUCUUGAAUACUCUAUUCUUUAUACAUAAAAUGACCUUUGUUCUCUAGCACUGAAAGAAAAAAUACAGUUCUAGUGCAUCUUCAACUUAAAUUCACUGUAGGUUUCCAUAGGCUCCAGAGAUAACUGUAUGCUUUGCAUUUAUUCAGAAUAGCUCUGCUUUUCCUAGUUUUCCUGUGAGGAGAGCAGCCCAGGGGGCUACUGCAUUUUUCCUCACUACUUUCACCAUCAUAACGCCAAGCAAAGAUCAUCUGCCACUUAAUUUUACAACUCAUAUACUCAGUCUGCAAACAGAUGCUGAAAAAGUGUCUGAUUCAAUCCUGUCUUACCUUCAUCCUAUGCAACUGAAUCAUUCUCAACUUUCUUCCACAAAAAUGCCCAAUGCUGGAGUUCCUGUUCAGUUUCCUAGUGACUGUCAUACUUACCUCGUGUACCUUCUCUUUUCCUUCCAUUUUGACACCUUCCUAAAGACGUACUUGAGGUUUUUCUCUAUGGCUUUUUUUAACUAGUAUUUUUUAAGUGUCUUUAAUGUCCCCAAUUUAAUUUUUUAUAAUAUACAUUUUACCUAGUCUUUAAAUUAAAUUGAACCAAAUUACUAUUUAUCUAUACUUGUAGUUAUGAGGUUACACUUUGAUAGUGCUCCAAAUGAAGAGUUUUUUGGUUUGACAUUUAUCUGUGCUAUUUAAAAGAGGUUUUAUUCACUCAUGUACUUCCAACAUCCUAUCCUUUACUGUUUUACAGCGUGAAAAAGGUCUGCAAAAGAGAUGGCCUAAAAGGCCUGUAAUGAAUGAUAAGGAAGGAGUGUUGAGGUGUAUUAUGAUGAAAAUAACUACUACUAUUAGUGUCUAGAUAACAGCAAAUACUUUUUGUUCGCUUUACUUAAAAAGUUCUCAUUAGUCAUGGUAUGAUGACAAUGGAGCAAAUUUGCAUUCAGGUAUCUUCAAAAUCACUUGUACCAAACAUGUGAAAACUACACAUACGAGGUUAAAUGCCAAGUAAUACCCACUGAAAAAACAAACUGCCACUAACAUGGAAGUCACAUUGGCUGCUUGCACUAGUCUAUAAAAAUUGGUAAGAUUAAGUGGCAUUUUCUAAAAAGGGAGUCCUAAGGUAGUGACAAAUGCACUGAACUAUCAAUAAUGAAAUCAGCCUAUCUGAACAAUUUUCUCAGCAUUUUCUAUUAAAAGGUUUCUUCAAAUAAAUGUGUGCAUGUGUUCUUUACCGGUUUCACCACAGCCUCAAAUUGCUAAAGUACAAAUUCAUAGCAGCAAGUCUCAUGACUGAGGCCGUGCAAUUUCUUGUUGUUGGUUAAGCAUGAGAUGCAGGUGUCCCAGUUGGUAUUCACAUGGAAUUUGUCUACUAGCUAGGCCAAACUUCAAUCAAAACAUGCAAUAGGUGUCAGAUACUACAUAUGAUGAACUGUGAACUUUAUUUCUCUAUGUAGGGGGAAAAAAAGUACAUAUUCAAAUCAGCAUGAUCAUAAUAGAUUAAAUGACAUCAUAAACAUUUUAAAAUCCAUGCACUUACCCUCUGCAGGAUGAGGUCUUUAAACCUACUUCACUGCCCGUGUGCCUAAAUUCUGCUAGCUACUAGAUGAGGCUCCUAACUGAGAAAUCUAGAAAGCCAAGUAUUUCUGUUUUAGAGCCUCUCAUGGGGACAAGAGAAAAAAAACUGAAUCUUUUGGUGCCCACUCCUUCACUAGCAAUGGCAGGUGAGCUCUGUGGAUUUUUCUAAGGCCAGCUGUUAAUGGAGUAUUGUACAUAGCAAACUGGGAAACAGCUACAUGGUUAAAUUUUGGCCCAUGCCAAAAAUAAAGCAUACUGUAACCCUUUGAGAACACAAUCCCAAUGGAAACCUUUUACUCCAACUGAUCCAUUGAAGACAUCAGCCCCAAUCCCAUUCCAUUACCUGUCAAUUUGCAGAUUGUAAAGGAUUAUGAACUGCCCUCAGCUAAUUCAACUGUCAUUACUGCCCAGUAACUGUAUGUCUUUAACAAGCUGAUGAACCUCAGUUCCUCAGAACCCAACAAGCAACUCUACCCUUAAAAAAACUCUGGAGCUGAAAUUCUAGUUGUGGAUGGACUGCAACAAUAUUAAUGACACAAUGAGUGUUCUGUAUGGAUAUGUAUUUUUUCAAACCAUCAGGUACCUGCCCACAGGACAAAACCAUAGGUAGAAUUCAGACCAAUGUCCUAUUUUUUAAUUGGAGUAGACACAUUUCAUCUAAAAGCCGUUGAAGUGUCUUCCCUUUCUGCAGCUAGCACGUGUUUAAAGAAAAAUACCAAACACACACACACAAAAAAAAUCCACACCAAACAAAAAUCCCUAAACAUUGCCUGGUCUUGGCUAUGCUUUAUAGUUUGAUGUCAUCAAAUGAUGUGUGGUUAGGAUAGACAGCCUGAAGCUUCUGAUACGCUUUAUGUACUGGCCUUAGACCGUAUCUGCAACCUCUAUACCAAAAUAGACACUCUAUUUUUGAACUUUUCACAUAAACUUUUCAUGUAAAGGACUGGUCAAAGAAAGUUGUUACUGAAAGGGUUGUAAAAUGUGGAUAACACCCAACUGCUGAAGUCUGUCUUGGCUUUAUUAUUGACAGAUCCUAAAUUUUCACAAAAUCAAAAUCCCAAGUGUACAAAUCAGGAGCUUUAGUGCAUGAAAAGAAACCAUGUGGUAUCCUACUCUGGAGCCAGAUGUGACAAAGCCAUUACAGCUGUAUCUUACCUUAAUACUACUCUGAAACACAGGUCUGAUGUUAGGCUGGAAACACUUUUUAAUUAUAUAUUAUUUAAUUAUAUUUUAAUUAUAGGUAGGAAACCACUAAGCUGAUGAUUAUAAACAGCUGUUGACAUCAAAAAACAAAUACAGAAGAGGAAGAAAUCAUUAAAAUACUGUUCCCAUGGCAAAGCUUUUAAGUAGUCUGCAACACUUCAGAGGUAAACUACAUUUCUGUAUUGUUAAUAAGAGCUUAUCUGUAAGAAGUUAGGAAAGGUCAGAUUAAGUAAAAGGAAAAACUGGGUGGUGUGCCUGUGACUGUGCACACAUACUGUAUUCCCAUUACUGAUCGCAGCAAGAUGUACUACCUGCUGGCCAAGAUUCACACCUGGUCUGGAGAAACAUCCACCAGUAACAAAUGCAAGCCAAGUACUCCAUCAAACUGCAAACCCAUUUCAUUUUUUCUGAUGUGUAAGGCUGGACAGUCCUAUAAAGGCAUCUUGCAAACAAGCACACCCAGAACAGACAGCAUUCUGCUAAAACACUACAUGCACUUUGAGAAUGACCAAUACAGUAAAGUACAGCUUUAAAUUAACGUUUUAGGUUUUAGGUUUUAUUCAAUAGUUCUGUCUCUUUACAACGCCAAACUUUACAAGCUAAGGAUGUUCCUGCUCAAGAGCUUACAGUCUAGUCUUAGAUGGGGAACCAGAAAAAACUUCAAUGAGGAAAGGACAAAGCACUUCAGGAGUAUCAGCUUGUCAGUCUUUGUCUAAAACACACACACACACACAUUAGUAGUUCUUUCUCUGAGAGCAAGUACAGCUCUAACGAUCUUGAGGGCAGAGGUGGCAGAGACCUAUAAAUGAGGCAACAGGACACUCAACAGCAGGGUGUAGUGAAAAACACUUUUAUUUUAUGUAAACCAAAUAGAGAUGGCAGAUGUAACCAGGUGAAGUCUUACUACUGUAGUGUACCUCAUGAAGUACUGCAACUUGACACCUGCUGCACAGCUACUAGAACUCUGAUGUCCAUCAGCCACCCAUUUUCAUUCAAGAAUGCCCCAAAAUGAACCAAGCAAGGGGGAGAGUGCUGGAACAGCAAUUUUCUAGGACUUUCCCCCAGUCACCUUUUUGCACAGUGGAGCAGCAUGGGAGGUCACACAAGCUAGUCUGUGAGGUGCCCAAACACUGUUGACCUAACAUGUUCAUAGCACUCUGUCAGGCAAGUCUCACAAGUAUUUAUACACUGUUAAUUUUACUGCUGAUAGAAAAACCAGUUCUUGCUCCAUUAAGAGUAACUCCUGACAAAAUUUCUGUGCAACACAAACCAACAGUAGCUGCAAAGCAAAAACAUGACCAUUAAAAGGGACAGUACUUCUGGCAAAAUGGAUCAAUACCCAGGCAAACCCUUCCAUAUGACACUCCUAUGCAUUCCUAGACACACUGAAUGGUAUGGUUGAAAAAACAUGGCUGAAGAGGAACAGCCAUCUCCCUUAGGCAGAAAAGAAGCAACAGCACUACUACAGGGUUCCACUUGCGUCACACACUCUGCUUCAAAAAUGAACUGAAACACUAAACCUGCAGGUAAUGUACAGCCCCAAUAUGUUCCCAGCAGCAAAUGAUCCCCCACCAAUGAGGUCCAGCUGCCAAAACAAACUCAGUUGGUAACAGUUUGAAAAUUCAGAUCCAUUUCUGGGGCUUGGGUUUUCUGUCCCAGAAGUGGUAUGAUUUCAUCACCAAGAGAUCAUGUACAUUCAUCAUCAUACUAAAAGAAUACAGUCUUUCCUACACAUCACAAAGUUCAAGUCCUGUUCAUUUCACAGUGUAACGGCAAUUGUUCACAUUUUCUUGAGUGUUUUUUAGCACCUGCAGCACAAUAGAAGUAGAAUUCAACUUUCAUUGUAAGUAACACAAAGUCUGAGUGGCCAGAACCCUACUACUGACCCUUUUUCACCAUCAUUUUGUAAAUACAAGUAAUACUAUUUUUGGGUGGUCUUUGGCUCACACACCAGUUAUCAACAAGUUCUGUUGUUUUUCUUUCUCCCCUCAGUUUGCUGCACAAAGUGUUCACUGGGGGAAGGCUGGACUUAGUACUGACAACCGGAUCCUCAGCUGUUAGUACCUGGAAACACUGUAAUGUUACACUUAUUUGGAAGACGAAGUCUGUAGUGACAAAAUCCUACUUGAUAAGUAAGAAUCCAUUGCCUACAAAUUGAUGACCAGUGACUGACCACACAAUUUGAAGCUGCUAAAAGCUUCCAGUAUCAGGCUGACUCAGAACUGUUACUUCCCUCACCACAUUCAUUGGUGAACACUGUUGACUGUCACGUGCCUUAACUUUUAAGACCACACCAAGAGAAAAGUCGUGGAAGUUCAACAGUAGGACAUCAGAAAACUUAAAAUACACCAGAUUUUCAAACCUCAACUUUAAAUAUCCAGUAACUUCACUCUUGUGCAGUGCUGUCCCCCUGUACACUCCCUUCCCUCAGUGCCAACAGAUCAAAAUAAGACAGUACUCAUUAUGGAAACCAUGCUCAAUUAAAGUAGAUUUUAAACCUUGUUACUAAACUACUGAAAUAGUAUUUUAAACAGAAAAAUAAUUACUGCCCUUUGAAGUGGUUUUGUUAGUUCUUUAAAAUGGUAUAUGAAUGUGGACUUGGCAACUGUAAAGAAAAAACUUUCAUCAACUACAUCUAAGUUAUAGGAAAGAAGGUAAAUUCCUUAUGAUCUGGUCAUUCUGUUGGAAAGAAGAAAGUAAAGGAGACUUGUGCAUCUUCAUUUUCUACUUCCGUUGCAGCCCACCGGUCACCUAUGCAAGUAUUUCAAAGUUCAGCUUAAACAGAAAAAAAUUGUAUGUGAAUCCUUAAACAGUAUUUAAAGGUUAAAGACUCGAUGAUUCUGCCAAAGCAUAUAAAUUUCAACUUUUGAAUAAACCAUGCAUGAAGAUAAAUGUUAAAAUAGAAUAACCUCAGGAUACACUCCCCAACUGAAGCUUUCCCAAGCUCACACUUGGUGUUUGUUUUAAUAGUUUCAUUUGGUUUGGCAUUUUUUGUUUUGGUAUUUUGAUUCUGCCCCCAGAUGCAGCUAUGGGUAAUAGAGUUUUGUACAGCAGGUCUGUCUGUCUUCAUGCUAAAAGCUCUUUAGAAGUGAAAAGGAUAAAGCUCUUGUCCUAUUGCAUCUGACAAACUGACUUAGGUCAUAGUUUUUUUAACAGGCAAGUAUGAGGUAAUAUAAAACGCAGCCAAAAAAAAGCUAUUUUUAAGCACUUGUGUCCAACAGCACAGAUAUCAGCACUUUAAAUUUGCAGCACUGUUUCUCCCAGAAGAGAACAGAUGCCCAUGGUCAGAGAAACAAGUUCCAUGAACACACAUGGCAAACUGAUUGUUUUAAAUUCACCUCAAAAUGGAAUGUUUCAAAUCAUGAAAGGGUCUAAACAUAAACAUUAUUUAAUGUUAAAUACACACUAAAUUUUUAUUAAGCAUUACACUAGAACUACUUUGGUAUAAAAAUACUUUAUUUUAAAGCUAUGAAAGUUAUAAAUAUAUGUAGUUAAACUUUCUACUCACAGAAUGUUUGCUCUUUUAACAUUAGUGAUUUGUUUCUCCUAACGAAUCUGAAUUUUAUUCGAAAGGUUUACAAGACAUUAUUACUGUAAUUUAAAAAA